AUGCCUCGCCAGGCCGCCUCGCGGCUGGUGGUCGGGGAAGGCGACAGGGCCCAGGGGGCGUCGGGGCCUGCGGCCACCAUGCUCCGCUCCCUGCUGCUUCACUCCCUGCGGCUCUGCGCCCAGACCGCCUCGUGCCUCGUGCUCUUCCCGCGCUUCCUGGGCACGGCUUUCAUGCUGUGGCUGCUGGACUUCCUGUGCAUCCGCAAGCACGUCCUGGGCCGCCGCCGCCGGGGGCAGCCCGAGCCCGAGGUGGAGCUCAACAGCGACGGCGAGGAGGUGUCCCCCGACGACCCGCCCAUCUGCGUGUCGGAUGACAACCGCCUGUGCACGCUGGCGUCGCUCCGGGCCGUGUGGCACGGCCAGCAGCUGGACUUCUUCAAGCAGGCGCACGAGGGCGGCCCGGCGCCCAACUCCGAGGUGGUUCUGCCUGACGGCUUCCAGAGCCAGCGCAUCCUCGACUACGCCCAGGGGAACCGCCCGCUGGUGCUCAACUUCGGCAGCUGCACCUGACCACCGUUCAUGGCGCGCAUGAGCGCCUUCCGACGCCUGGUCGCCAAGUACCGGCGCGACGUCGACUUCCUCAUCAUCUACAUCGAGGAGGCGCACCCCUCCGACGGCUGGGUCACCACCGACUCCCCCUACGUCAUCCCGCAGCACCGCAGCCUGGAGGACAGGGUCAGGGCGGCCAGGGUGCUGCAGCAAGGCGCGCCGGGCUGCGCCCUGGUGCUGGACACCAUGGCCAACUCCAGCAGCUCGGCCUAUGGCGCCUACUUCGAGCGCCUCUACGUCGUCCAGAGCGGCACCAUCAUGUACCAGGGCGGCCGAGGCCCCGACGGCUACCAGGUCUCGGAGCUGCGCGCUUGGCUGCGGCGCUACGACCAGCAGCUGCGUGGCGCCCGGCCCCGGCGGGUGUAAGCGACCGAGGGACAACUGGCCGGACGGGGCGGGCUGGGCCUCGGAGCCGUCGAGGCCCACGGGCAAGCGCCAGAGGAACUCAAGCUUGGCGAGGCCCCAGUGACCCGGAGGGGCUGAGACUGCGCCCUCAGCCAGGGGAAGCCCCGCUCUCCUGGGACUGCUGCUGUGGCUGCCUCUCCCCGGUACCUGCCUGGCUUGCCCGAAUCCCCCUCCCCCGGCUGGGAGCGCAGAGGCGGCGCGCACCCCCGCCCGCGUGCGUGCCCCGGGCACUCGCCCGCACAGCACCGUCUCGUGCCAGCUCCGCGGCGCGCCUUCAGACCUUGGUCGCGCCCGCGCUCUGCGCGCAGCUGGGUUCCGGCGGCGCUCUCGGCAGUUGCCUGGCAUCCACCUGUCGCUCUCGGAGAAGGGGAGC
Molecule: messenger RNA, 1327 nt
Organism: Lepus europaeus (European hare)
Lineage: Eukaryota; Metazoa; Chordata; Mammalia; Lagomorpha; Leporidae
Gene: DIO3
Product: iodothyronine deiodinase 3
Exons: 1
Molecular function (GO): thyroxine 5'-deiodinase activity
Source: RefSeq, a predicted model, not a curated record